AUGCUGGAGGCGCUUGAGUACGUGGCUUUAGUCAGGUGUACCACACAACCUACCAGAGCCCUACGGACUGUACCACACAACCUGCCAGAGCCCUACGGACUGUACCACACAACCUGCCAGAGCCCCGCCCUACGGACUGUACCUCACAACCUGCCAGAGCCCCGCCCUACGGACUGUACCACACAUCCUGCCAGAGCCCCGCCCUACGGACUGUACCUCACAACCUGCCAGAGCCCCGCCCUACGGACUGUACCUCACAUCCUGCCAGAACCCCGCCCUACGGACUGUACCUCACAACCUGCCAGAGCCCCGCCCUACGGACUGUACCACACAUCCUGCCAGAACCCCGCCCUACGGACUGUACCUCACAUCCUGCCAGAGCCCCGCCCUACGGACUGUACCACACAUCCUGCCAGAGCCCCGCCCUACGGACUGUACCUCACAACCUGCCAGAGCCCCGCCCUACGGACUGUACCACACAUCCUGCCAGAGCCCCGCCCUACGGACUGUACCACACAACCUGCCAGAGCCCCGCCCUACGGACUGUACCACACAACCUGCCAGAACCCCGCCCUACGGACUGUACCUCACAACCUGCCAGAGCCCCGCUCCCUACGGACUGUACCACACAUCCUGCCAGAGCCCCGCCCUACGGACUUGUAUCGCCCCACAAAGACCCGGGAUUACGACAGUCACAUCUUUUGUCAGCCAGCUGCAGGGGCGUUGGCGCUACUGCAGUUCACGCCAUUGCAGGGUGAGCUGGGAUACGCCCAGGAGUGGCUGUCAUGGCAACAGCACACUGAAAAGUGA
Conger conger (European conger) is the source of this 810-nucleotide messenger RNA. RefSeq lists its product as uncharacterized. The transcript has 2 exons. The record is from RefSeq and is a predicted model, not a curated record. NCBI's taxonomy places the organism in Eukaryota, Metazoa, Chordata, Actinopteri, Anguilliformes, Congridae. The coding region runs from base 1 to 810 and encodes 269 amino acids.